AAAGAUAAAUAAAUUAUAUUGAUAUGAAAACUUUCAGAAAACAUAUUGAUAAUAAAUUAAAAUUAACAUAAAUUAUGUCUGGAAAUCAAAGCAUAAAAUUGGAAGUUUGUGUGGAUUCCAUAGCAUCUGCUAUAGCAGCAGCUGAGGGUGGAGCGGCACGCAUAGAACUUUGUUCAGCUUUAAGUGAAGGAGGCCUAACGCCUUCUGUAGGUGUUUUGAAGACUUUAAAAGAUUUACCCCUUAACAUACCCAUUUACUGUAUGCUGAGACCGAGAAGGGGUCAUGAUUUUGUUUAUACAGAGCUCGAAAUGUCCGCCAUGCUACACGAUAUGGAAUUAUUAUUAACAGAGGGUGCAGAUGGUUUUGUCUUUGGAGCUCUUAAUACAAACCGAGAUAUUAAUGUGGAACAAUGCCAACAAGUGAUGGCAAAAGCUAAGGGUUUGCCCGUUACCUUCCACAGAGCAUUUGAUGUUACUAAUCCGCUGAAAAUGCACGAGAAUGUGGAGACAAUUAUAGACAUGGGUUUUAAACGCAUUUUAUCUAGUGGUUUUAAACAAACCGCUGUAGAAGGUUUGGAUUUCUUGUCCCAGCUAAUAGCUAAACAUCACAAAGAUAUAACAAUAAUGCCGGGUGCAGGCAUAAAUGUGGCAAAUUUAGAGGAAAUAUUAACGGCCACCAAAUGUGAAGAGUUUCAUGCAUCCGCCAAGGCUGCAGCAGAUAGCAAUGAGGAAACCAAUAAUGUGAACAAAAUGGAAUGUGAAGUAUCAAUGGGUAAAGCUGAUGUCUUGCCCUAUGAUAUAACUGACAAAAAUGUAGUACGUAAAAUGGUAACAACAGCCAAAGCAAUGGCAUCUAAAUAAUAAAAAAAAGAAAAUUAAACAAAUUA
Molecule: messenger RNA, 886 nt
Organism: Calliphora vicina (urban bluebottle blowfly)
Lineage: Eukaryota; Metazoa; Arthropoda; Insecta; Diptera; Calliphoridae
Product: copper homeostasis protein cutC homolog
Exons: 1
Coding region: 75-860 (261 amino acids)
Molecular function (GO): copper ion binding
Source: RefSeq, a predicted model, not a curated record